AUGUCCGAGAUUCGAAUCCUGGAUAACUCCACGGUCCAUGGCAUGUUGAUCAAUCUCUCGAAAGCAGAAACAGUUGGGUUUCGGCAAGUGGUGGAGCGAACGUUUGAAGACUUCUCGGUCAACGGUGAACGUCAAUUCCAACCUAUGCCGAGCGUUGCCAAUCGUCCCAACGGGCAAAACACCCUCUUCAGACCCUUCACAUCUGACACGGGUAUUGGUACCAAAAUAACUGUCGAACCUCCUACUAGACCAGAUGGAAAGAAGGACCCUCUACACGGCGUCAUUGUUUUGGUUGACGGAAAGGGCUAUCCGAAGGGGCUCCUUAGCUCCGAAGAAGUGACCGGCUACCGCACCUCGAUGAAUGUAAUGGUUCCCUUCUCAUGGAGGAAACAUGUUGGCGACAUUAUUAUCUUCGGUAGUGGCAUGCAGGCCUUGUGGCAUACUCGACUGAUCCUCAUGCUAAGGGGCGAGGAAGUGAAGAGCAUCACCUAUGUCAGUCCGAUGAGAGACCAAGCCCAGCAGUUGAUUGCUACGGUCUCUGCAGAGAACUCCGCGCGCUGGAACGCCAAUUGCUCCUUUCAAUUUAUCGAUAACAAUUCUCCCGACUUCCAGCAGACGAUGGAGCUUCGCUUGCGCAACGUCGAUUGUAUAUUCUGCACGACACCAUCUAAGAAACCCCUUUUCCCGGCAAGCUAUGUCGCCAACAGAGGCAGUCGACAGCCAUUGAUCUCUGCGAUUGGCUCUUGGCAGGCUGACAUGAUCGAAUUGGACCCUGAACUAUUGAAUCUUGCCGUCGCUCCCAAUGCAGGGUAUAACUUCCUCACUGGCAAGGAUGAUGGUGCGAUCCUUGUCGAUGAUCGAGACUUUGCCCUCACGAAUUCCGGAGAGCUUGUCAAGAGUCGUACCAAUGCAAAGGACGUCAUUGAGCUGGGUGAGAUUCUUGCGUUGAGGAGUGGAAAGUUGUCCCCUCAGUCUACGAGAGACAUGGCCGUCGAAAAGACAGACCAUUUUAUUGCCGAGGGACUCGUCAUUUACAAAAGUGUUGGUGUAAGUCUUACUGACUUGACUGUGAGCGAUGCUAUUUUAAAAUUAGCAAAGGAACGACAGCAGAAGUUGUGAGUUGAGUGUUUACAGAAGAAUGAGGAGUUACGGAUUUUGGUUCUUAAACUGCGAGCUGGCUCGGGAUGAAAACGAAAUCGAAAUGUUGGUCUAUCCUUCAAGGUCUG
This is a messenger RNA of Aspergillus caelatus, 1226 nucleotides long. RefSeq lists its product as uncharacterized. Gene Ontology annotation, cellular component: cytoplasm. The record is from RefSeq and is a predicted model, not a curated record. Bases 1 to 1119 code for a protein of 372 amino acids. Lineage: Eukaryota; Fungi; Ascomycota; Eurotiomycetes; Eurotiales; Aspergillaceae. The transcript has a single exon.